Messenger RNA from Panicum virgatum (switchgrass), 2009 nucleotides. RefSeq names its product BAG family molecular chaperone regulator 1-like. The record is from RefSeq and is a predicted model, not a curated record. Gene Ontology annotation, biological process: protein stabilization. Gene Ontology annotation, molecular function: adenyl-nucleotide exchange factor activity; protein-folding chaperone binding. Gene Ontology annotation, cellular component: cytoplasm. The transcript has 3 exons. The coding region runs from base 549 to 1484 and encodes 311 amino acids. Lineage: Eukaryota; Viridiplantae; Streptophyta; Magnoliopsida; Poales; Poaceae.
CGUCCACUUGUACGGUGACCCCGCACCUGUAAUGUAACCUGCUGCUUGCUUCACCGCGAGCUGGUGGCUUCCUUCCUUGGCUCUGGGCCUUUGGCUUGCUCGUCGCUUGCUUGCUUCGGUUUCCCAGUAUAAAUAUUCCGGUGCCGAGCUCCGGGCUGGCCCUUAGUUCUUGUAUCAUCGUGUCCUUUUCCUCCUACCACCACACACCAUUCCCUUCUCCUUUCUUCUCCAUCCUCUUCCUCUUGGUUUCUCCAUUCCAAGCUUACUACAAGGCAUUUAUUUGCUUCUAGUCUACUAGUCCCCAAGCAACAACUAUUUUUUCCGGUUCUGGUGCAGCAGCGGAUUAAGCUCGCAGCCAUUAGCAGCUAAUUAACCAGCAGAUUUCCUCUCGCUAACAACCCUCUCUUUUUUUGAGCUUGAGCUUGGUGAUCGGCCGGCUCGAGUCGAGUGUACAUACACACAUACGCACGCUUCUGCUACCUGCUAGUAGGAGCCUAGGACAGUACAGUUGAUCGAUCGACCGAAUCGAUAGGUUUAGAAGAAGGAAGAUGAUGCGCGGGGCCAGGGAGCAGAGGGUGGCCUUCUCGCCGAUGAAGGAGGCCGCGGCGGUGCCCAAGGAGGAGGUGUGGGAGGUCCGGCCGGGGGGCAUGCUGGUGCAGAAGCGGAGCCCCGACGCGGACCCGCCCCCCGGCGGCGCGCCCGUGCCCACCAUCCGCGUCAAGGUCAAGUUCAACGGCGUCUACCACGAGAUCUACAUCAACGCCCAGGCCUCCUUCGGCGAGCUGAAGAAGCUGCUGUCGGAGAAGACGGGCCUGCACCCGGACGACCAGAAGGUGGUGUACAAGGACAAGGAGCGCGACUCCAAGGCGUUCCUCGACAUGGCCGGCGUCAAGGACCGCUCCAAGAUGCUCAUGCUCGAGGACCCCGCCGCAAAGGCCAAGCGCCUCCUCGAGGAGCGCCGGACCAGCAAGGCCGAGCGCGCCGCCAAGGCCGUCGCGCGCGUCGCGCUCGACGUCGACAAGCUCGCCACCAAGGUGUCGGCGCUGGAGACGAUCGUGAGCAAGGGCGGCAAGGUGGUGGACGCCGACGUGGUGGCGCUGACGGAGGCGCUGAUGAACGAGCUGGUGAAGCUGGACUCUAUCGCCGCCGACGGCGAGGUGAAGGCGCAGCGGCGGGCGCAGGAGAAGCGGGUGCAGAAGCACGUGGAGACGCUGGACGCCAUCCGCGCCAAGAACAAUAAGGCGAGCGGCAAGGCGCGGCCGCCGCACCUCCCGCCGCGCCCGCCCCCGGUGGCGCAGCGCCGGCAGUUCCAGCCGCCGGUGCCCACCACGGCGACGGCCCCGGCGCCGCAGACGCAGACGGCGAGCUGGGAGACGUUCGACCUCCUGUCGUCGGUGCCGUCGACGUCGGCGGCACCCGUGACGACCAUGGCCCCUGCGACCACCACCACGCCGUCCCCGCGGUUCGAGUGGGAGCUCUUCUAGAACGGAGGCGCUCCCACCUGCUGCUGGUCCCCCUCGCGCCACAUGUGUGCCUGUCCAUUGGCUCGCCCGGUACCUUUCUUUGUUGUCCAUCCACCUCGGCCAUGGUGCAAGUCAAUCGCCAUUGUUUCUUUCUUUCUUCUCUUUAUUCGUUCUUGCUUUCUUUGUUUCUCUCCGUCCUUUGUUGAGUGUAUAUUGAUCUGAUCUCCACAAAAAGAAAAGAAAGAAAAAGGCAAGAACUGCAGCGAUGAGCUAGUGAGGUGAAGAAACUAGAAGCUAGCAAGCAAGCACAUCCAUGGUGUUUGUCGGUGUCUGUCUGUCUGCAAAAUAAGUGGUGGCCUUGCGAUCGGUGGACGGAGGAUUUUUCCCAUGCCCAUAUGUGUAUAGUAGUAGCAGUACAGUGUACAGUGUACAUGAAUGAAAACAGUGUCCCAACACACACACAUUUGUUUGUGCCGUAUGUACUGUAGUACGAUGGAUCAUCGUUCCUUCACCCCACAUUGUGCAAUCCAACUAACAAUGCUCGUC